AAUAUUGUUAAAACAAUAAUUUAAUUCAUUCCGAAUAUAGUGAUUUACUACGUUGUAAACAUUCAAACAUGAUUUUCAAAUCAUUAUCGAAUUUGUUUAUUAGCAUGUAUGUUUUUAAAAGUAUAUAACACUAGGGUCGGCCAUGAGCAAGUGUCGAGUGUGUGACCAUACAGGAACGGCAGCUGUCGUCUAGGCGGCCCGAAUUUUUGUUUUUUGCGUACAUCAAUAUUUGCAACGGAUCAGUGACAGAUCGAUAACGGAUCAGUGUAAGAUUAUCUAAUGUACUAUCGUUUAUUUGUUUUUAUUUUUUAUUUAUAGAAAUUAUAAACUUAUUGUAAUAUUCAUAAUUUUUGCAAAACGAAUACAUAGAAAUCUAUUUUUAUUUUUCGUAUAGGGGUUUCAAAAACCGGUAGGUCGUGUAUAAGACAAGGUAGUCAAUAUAAUAUAGAAAAGCUUAAAUUGACUUUUUUAUAUUAUUUUUAGCAAGAUAAAAACUAUGAUAAUUAAAUUGUCACAACAAGAAAUGGAACAUUUUGAUGAAAAAGUUUAUAGACUUUUAUUCAUUUUGAAUAAAGUGAUUUAUUAGAGUAUAUAAAUUAUGAUAAGAAAUUAUUGACAACAUUAAGAGUUAAGGCAACUAUCAGAAAAAGAAAAAAGAAAAAAAAAUCUUAAGUAAAUUAAUAUCAUAGGCUUUUUUCUUCUUCUUUUCUCUAUAUAAAAGAUUCACUUCAUUGACUCUGUUCAUUCUAUUUUAGCAUUAGAGAAUUAACCAAAUCGAAUAAAAUUAAUAUCAAAAUACAUGGAACUCUUAUAAAUUGCUAUCUUCUCAUCAUCAACUUCAUGUUCUCUCGCCAUUCUUUCUGGUCUACGAAAGCUAAGUACUAGUAAAAUUUUCUGUAAACACAACCAAUCAUGCCUUCUGGUCCAAAGAAGAGGAGGGCAUCAAAGAGGAAGAAGGGUCCCAACGGAAGAUUUAUAGAUCCUGCUACAGGUGAAGAAGAGAAUCAUGUUGAGGUGCAUGAGAGCGUAAACAAUGAAAGGGAAAUGAGUUUUGGUGAUGAGAAGGUUUGUCACGCUUUUGAUGAAAUGGGUUUAAAGGAAUCUCAGUCUGUUGAUAUUCAAACGGGUCUUAAAGAGAAUGUGAAAGAAAGUGAAGAUGUUCAAGUUCUUAACAAAUCUGAAUAUGUUGAUAGAGCCCUUCUGCAAGCGCCUCUGAAUGAGCCUAUCUUAAAGAAUCCAGAAGAAAAUGGAUGUGGUGAAGUUGUUGAAAGUGCAUCUCAAAUGUCACCGGUGGUUAUGAAGGAGGGUGAAGAGACUUCCAUGCGAGAUGUACUUGAAGAACGUUUAGAAGAGCCAAUCGGACGUUCUUUAGAUGAAGCACAAGAAAUGGUGACGACAGUUGACCAGUCGAUUCUACCUUCUGAAGAGGGUCAUGAUUUGUCUAUUUCGUCAAAAACGAAUGUUGAGAAAUCCUUAAAAGAUGAUCAAGAUUCUGUGGUUGAAGAUGUUGUUGAAAGAAACAAAUUUACUGAAGUUGGUGAAAGUGAUGAUCAUGUUAAUGAAGUUGUAUCAGUUAUGAAAGAGGGUGAAGAGAUGUCGACAGAAGGUGUUCUUAAAGAUUCUUUUGAAGAGCCAACUGAAAGUUCUUCACAAGAAUUAUCCAUACCUAAGAAAGAGAUUCAAGAUUCUUUAGAUGAGUCAGUUAUUGAAGUGGAUGUAGAGACAAUAUCCUUUGAAGAUGCUCCAGAUUCUUUCGAAACACCACUUGGAAGCCCUUCAAUGGCGGACUAUAUGUCUCCUAUUGAAGGCGAUGAUCAUUUGAUCAAUGGUUAUAUGAACCAGCAAUUUCAACGUUCUUUACCUUCAAAGUCGAUACCUUUGAGUAAAGUUCAAGAUCUUUCUUUACCAUUUGAGUCAGUUAAUGAAGUAAAUGUGCGGAUAUCCUUGGAAGAUUCUCAACAUUCCUUCAAAGAGUCAGGGGGAAGCUCUUCUCCUGUUGAUGUGUCUUAUGUUCAAGAAAUUAAGGAAUGUGGUGAAGUUGGUGAAAAUGCAUGUCAUGAUGACUCAGUUUUGAAGGAGAAUGGACAUAUGUCCAUGGAACAUCCUUUUGUAGAGACAUCGUUAAAAGAUGGUCAAGAUUCAUUCACAGAGCCACUGGGAGACUUUCCUAUGGAUAAUGUGUCUUCAAUGGAUCAUGAUCUUCAAGAAAUGGUUAAUCAUGUUGACUCAGUUAUGGAAACGAAUCCAGACACCUCCUUAGAUGAACAUGAUUCUUCAGACAAUGUUCAUAUAAAUGGUUAUGGGGUUGAGCAAAUUGAAUGUUUUCCACAUGAGCCACAAGUAGUGUAUAAGACAGCUGAUCUGAUUGUUUUGAAGGAGAUACCAAUAGAAGUUCAAGACGAUUUGAUAGCAGAUGAGUCAGUUAUAUUAGCGCAUAUAGAGACAUCCUUCAAAGAAAGGUCACUAGGAGACUCUUCUAUAGAUGAUGUGUCUUCUAUGUAUCAUUGUCAUCCACAAAUGGUUAAUGAUGUUGAAUCGACUAUAAAAGAGGAUGAAGGGAUCCCAAUAGAAGGUGCUCUUGAAGAAAAUUUCAAAGAGCCAAAUGUAGAUACAUCCUUCAAAGUUCCAUUAGGAUUAAUCUCUUCUUCACAGGUUAAUGGGUCUCCUGUUGAAGAUAGUGGUCAAAGGAAUGACAUGGUUGGACUAGUAAAGACAUUGUUGGAAGAGAUACGUCGGAUAAGAGCAUUUUAUGAAGAGGGUCUAUGUCAAACUACCGAAAUACAUUUGCGUAUUUGUCGAGUUUUGGAAAAGUUUGAUUCAGGCGAGCUAAUUUGAAGAUGAUACUCUAGUAUUUCUCAAGUUUUUGUUUUAACCUUUUCAAUAUCUUUUAUUAAUAUAUUGCACGGAUAUUGAUUAACUAGCCAAUGAGGAUUUUAUCACAAGUAACCAUUUUUUUUUCUUUUUUGUAAAAUAACAAUUGUCACUGGAAGAUUGUAUUCCGGAAUAUUAUAUUUCGGAUUCCAGAGAAGCAUUUGAGUUGACAUUUAGAAAAUUUUUAUUGAUGGGAUGAUUUAAUUAAA
Messenger RNA from Lactuca sativa (garden lettuce), 3080 nucleotides. RefSeq lists its product as uncharacterized. NCBI's taxonomy places the organism in Eukaryota, Viridiplantae, Streptophyta, Magnoliopsida, Asterales, Asteraceae. The record is from RefSeq and is a predicted model, not a curated record.